This is a messenger RNA of Letharia lupina, 936 nucleotides long. RefSeq lists its product as uncharacterized. Gene Ontology annotation, biological process: proteolysis. Gene Ontology annotation, molecular function: aspartic-type endopeptidase activity. The coding region runs from base 1 to 936 and encodes 311 amino acids. NCBI's taxonomy places the organism in Eukaryota, Fungi, Ascomycota, Lecanoromycetes, Lecanorales, Parmeliaceae. The record is from RefSeq and is a predicted model, not a curated record. The transcript has 3 exons.
AUGUCCUUGUUCAACCGCAGGUGGGUAUGGAGCAACCAGAUAUCGGAGCCUCCACAAGGCGGGUCUGGCAAGCACACGGAGUAUGAUUACGGAGCCAUUGCUCCUAGUCCCGUCGUCAGCGGCUCGGAUUUUUCCCUGACAUACUCGGGCGGAAGCAGCGGUAUCUCUGGCAUAGUGGUCCAAGAUACGGUCAGCGUUGCCGGCGUUGGGGUCUCUAUGCAAUUUGGUGCUGCACAAGUCGUACCAGGGGACUGGUUCUACAGCGACGGGCUUCUAGCCUUGGGAUGGUCACCCGGGAAUUCGAUCACAAAUAAGCCACCGACGUUCAUCGAGCUUAUUCAACACGGCCUAGAUGCCCCCAUCUUUACAACGCUCUUCGACUUGACCAAUGCUGGAGGUACCCUUGGUUUUGGCGCGGUCGACCCAACAUACAGCUCUAGUCUGAAAAAGUUGGCCGUUGACAACUCAACUAGUUCCCUCUGGCUCGUCAACAACCUCAGCUUUACCGUGAGGGGUAAGACAUACCCGCAAGACACUAUGUUUUUCGAUCUCGGCAGUCCAACCAUCGCCAUACAAAACGACACCGUCAACGCGUACUGGCAGUCUAUUCCCAACGCCGUCCGUAUAAAUGGCACGAAUUGGGCGAUGCCGUGCUCCGCCAAGCUCCCUGACCUUCACUUCACCAGUCCCCUGAACGGUCAGUACCAACAUGUGAUUCCAGGCUCGAGUUUCACGGGCGCGCUCGCCUACAACGUGCCGGUCCUUGAAGUCGAAGUUCCGAUGUGUUACGGAGGUCUCGUGGCCCAGUCUUGCCCGUCAGGUUGCGCGGUGAUGGGCGCGCCGUUCUUCGGGACCCACUAUGUGGUGUGGAAUAUUGCCGAGCCCAGUGUCAGCUUUGCGCUGCGGGAGGGAGUUCAGCUGGGUAUUGCUGCAUAG